CCGCCGCCGCGCUGUUCUUGGCGGCGAAGCAAAGCAGCCUGAGAGCCGCUCAAGUGAAGAGCCUGACGGGGCAGCAGGAGCCGGAGAGUUUGUGUUGCCCGCGCGCCGUUGUUCCCAGCGAAGAGCCGGAGUGCGUGGCAGCGGGGCGCCUCGCCUGUAGCUUCCCCCGGCAGCUCCCAGCCAGCGCGGAGCGCGGGAGCCCUUUCGCGUUCCCACCCCACGCUUAGAAAAAGCCAAGCCGGGGAGAAGAAGGCUUGAAGGACCGGCAGCGGCGGGAAGGAACGCAAUCCUUCUCCUCCAUCUCUGAUCUACAAUGAGUGCCAAAUCUGCUAUCAGCAAAGAGAUUUUCGCUCCGCAUGAUGAAAGAAUGUUGGGAGCAGUCCAAGUAAAAAGGAGAACGAAGAAAAAGAUUCCUUUUUUGGCAACGGGGGGUCAGGGCGAAUAUUCAACUUACAUCUGUUUGUCAGUGACGAACAAGAAACCUGCACAGGCAUCUAUUACAAAAGUCAAACAGUUUGAAGGUUCUGCAUCUUUUGUCCGAAGGUCGCAGUGGAUGCUUGAACAACUUCGCCAGGUUAACGGAAUAGACCCUCAUAAGGAUUCCCCAGAAUUUGAUUUACUAUUUGAAAAUGCUUUUGACCAAUGGGUAGCAAGCACAGCCUCUGAAAAAUGUACAUUCUUUCAAAUUCUCCAUCAUACCUGUCAGCGGUACCUUACAGACAAAAAGCCAGAAUUUAUUAAUUGCCAGUCUAAAAUUAUUGGAGGAAAUAGCAUAUUACAUUCGGCGGCAGACAGUGUAACCAGUGCAGUACAGAAGGCAAGUCAAGCUUUGAAUGAGCGUGGUGAAAGGUUAGGUCGAGCAGAGGAAAAGACAGAGGAUAUGAAGAACAGUGCCCAGCAGUUUGCAGAAACUGCACACAAGCUUGCCAUGAAGCACAAGUGCUGAAAAUGCCUACUGUAAAGAUCUUUCCAAGAGGAACUGAAAAGCUCGAUUCAUCAUUUUUUUUACUGGAAAUACAACCACAUUUCUGCUUUUUUCUACAGUUCAUUGAAGCCCAGUUAUUCCAGUUACUAUGUAGGAAAUAAGUUGUAUUCCUAUAUUUUUGUAUUGCUAAGCCAUUCUGCACUAUUACCAUAUAUGUUUUUUAUUAUUUAAAAUAAGAGAUGGUGUUAACAUGGAAAUUGGACCAAAGGACAUACUGAACUGCAUUGAUCUUCAACAUCACACUUUCCCCAGUAUUAAGAAAGAAGAACUAAAACUACCUACAGGGAAGAUUACCAAAUGAAAAUAAAAUCCAAGGAAUUUGGUUUACAAUUAUCUCUUUGAACAAUUUUUAGAGCUACAAAGUUUAUGCCUUCGAUCACUGAGCAAAACGAAAUGAAUUAUUUGCUAUGAAAAAGCAGCCUCAUUUCUGCCAGUAUUAAUACUCAUAUUUUGCAUGUGCCAUCACCAGCACCACAGUGCAAAUCUGGAUUUUAGAUGUCACCCUGCAGUCAACACUACAUUUUCAAAAUAACUUCUUUUUUACUGUUCUGAUUUAUUCUUUGGACUAUAUAAUACCACCUAGAAUUCACACUUGAGAUGUUAAGACCUAAGGAAACUCUAAUGAUUAAAUUUCUAAAUGUCUUUACAUUUAGUCUGGAAUUUAGCAGUCAAAUUAUAAAAUAGAAUUUUCCCUUUGUAAAUGACAUUUUUUUA
Messenger RNA from Lacerta agilis (Sand lizard), 1699 nucleotides. It is a transcript of the gene STXBP6, whose product is annotated as syntaxin binding protein 6. NCBI's taxonomy places the organism in Eukaryota, Metazoa, Chordata, Lepidosauria, Squamata, Lacertidae. The transcript has 6 exons. The coding region runs from base 314 to 946 and encodes 210 amino acids. The record is from RefSeq and is a predicted model, not a curated record. Gene Ontology annotation, cellular component: plasma membrane; exocyst. Gene Ontology annotation, molecular function: phosphatidylinositol-4,5-bisphosphate binding. Gene Ontology annotation, biological process: Golgi to plasma membrane transport; exocytosis; regulation of SNARE complex assembly.